Messenger RNA from Eurytemora carolleeae, 676 nucleotides. RefSeq names its product AP-3 complex subunit sigma-2 (gene or). Gene Ontology annotation, cellular component: membrane coat; intracellular membrane-bounded organelle; AP-3 adaptor complex. The transcript has 5 exons. Bases 278 to 661 code for a protein of 127 amino acids. The record is from RefSeq and is a predicted model, not a curated record. Gene Ontology annotation, biological process: intracellular protein transport; Golgi to vacuole transport. Lineage: Eukaryota; Metazoa; Arthropoda; Copepoda; Calanoida; Temoridae.
AAUCUUGUGGAGGAAGGGUUUGCAACAAUUUCCACUCAUCAAUCAAAUAAUCAAGUUUACGCUAAAUCUCUCCUCAAAUCUGAAAACCUGGCGAGAAAGAAAAACAAACGAAUAUGGAAAGAUGAAGAAGAAAUAAAAGAGAAAAUCAGUUUGCUGAAAAAGAUUUUAAUAUUUUUGAAAUUAAAAUAACACUGUGUUUGUGACAUUUGAAUUAACUAGAUUUUUUUUAUGCAAAGCUAUGUCAGACAGGCAAUUAUGGUAAUGUUUGUUUUCAGAGAUGAUCAAAGCAAUUUUGAUUUUUAAUAACCAUGGAAAACCGAGACUUAACAAGUUCUACCAGUAUUACAAUGAAAGUCAGCAGCAGCAGAUAAUUAAGGAAACCUUCCAACUAGUCUCGAAACGAGAUGAUAAUGUUUGCAACUUCCUGGAGGGUGGUUCACUCAUUGGAGGCUCAGAUUACAAGUUGAUCUACCGCCACUAUGCAACCCUGUAUUUUGUAUUUUGUGUGGAUUCCUCAGAGUCUGAGCUAGGAAUUUUAGAUUUGAUUCAGGUGUUUGUAGAAACCCUUGAUAAAUGUUUUGAGAAUGUUUGUGAGUUAGAUCUGAUAUUUCACAUGGAGAAGGUGUACUAUAUCUUGAUGUUUAGGUGUAAUUUAUCUUGAUGUUUAGGUGUACUA